Molecule: messenger RNA, 1542 nt
Organism: Musca vetustissima
Lineage: Eukaryota; Metazoa; Arthropoda; Insecta; Diptera; Muscidae
Product: cytochrome P450 6d1-like
Exons: 5
Coding region: 1-1542 (513 amino acids)
Molecular function (GO): heme binding; monooxygenase activity; oxidoreductase activity, acting on paired donors, with incorporation or reduction of molecular oxygen
Source: RefSeq, a predicted model, not a curated record
AUGAUGACGUUAUUUACGCUGGGAAUAAUUGCACUUAUAUAUCUAAUAUUAAAACGCAAUUUCACACAAUGGCAGCGAUUAGGAUUCCCCACGGAUCACCCCUUUCAGACGACAAUAAAACUUGGGCUAAAGGAGAAGCCUUUCGGCCUUAUAAUGGCUGAUAUUUAUGCAAGAUGUCGAGAGAAAUUAGUUGGUACUUACAUCUUCAUGAAACCAGUUCUAUUAGUAAAAGAUACGGAAUUGUUACGACAAAUACUGACAUCGGAUUUUGCGAACUUUCAUGAUCGUGGUAUUUAUGUGGAUGAGCAAAAUGAUCCAUUGUCUGCAAAUUUGGGCAGCUUAAAGGGAUCCUCAUGGCGUACAUUGAGAACCAAAUUAACACCCUCAUUCACUUCCGGCAAAUUAAAGGCAAUGUUUGGAACCAUUGAUGCUGUGGGUGAUCGGCUGAUCAACCAUUUACAGGAAAGGUUGAAGGAUGGGCAGAGUCAUUGCUUGGAAAUAAAAAAUCUGUUGACAACCUAUACCAUUGAUGUCAUCGGAUCGGUAAUAUUUGGUUUGAAUGUUGACAGUUUCAAAUAUCCCGAUAAUGAGUUUCGUGAUUUAAGUGAUCGAAUUUUCAAUACUGAGAAGUCUUCCGUACUAAUUAAAUUUCGAACCCUGAUGGUCUUCAUAUAUCCACCCAUUGUAAAACUUUUAACCCGCUUGGGUCUUGAGGAUCCAGUUUUAUGUCGUCUACGCGAUAUUAUGAAAGAGACAAUUGAAUUUCGUGAACAAAAUGGUGUUGUACGCCGUGAUCUUCUGCAGCUUUUGAUUCAAUUGAGGAAUACAGGGAAAAUCACCGAUGACAAUGAUACAAAUUGGUCAAUUGAGACCACCGCAGAUAAUCUGAAGGCAAUGUCCAUAGAUGUUAUAGCUGCAAAUGCUUUUCUAUUUUAUAUUGCCGGUUCGGAAACAACAUCGGCAGCAACAGCAUUUACUCUUUAUGACCUAGCAAUGAAUCCGAAGGUGUUGCUAAAGCUUCAAACUGAAAUCGAUGAUAUUCUGCAGAAACACGGAUUGAAAGCGCAGGGUUCUUUGACUUAUGAUGCUAUCCAAGAUAUGAAAUAUUUGGAUUUGUGUGUUAAGGAAACCACCCGCAAAUAUCCGGGCUUGCCAUUUCUAAAUCGUGAAUGUACCCAAGAUUAUCAUAUACCUCGAAGUGACCUCACCAUACCGAAGGGUACACCAAUUUUCAUAUCACUAUGGGGUAUGCACAGAGAUCCUGAAUUGUUUCCCGAUCCACUGGACUACAAACCGGAGAGGUUUACUGAAACGAAUUACAACCCUAUGGCAUACAUGCCCUUCGGAGAAGGUCCUAGGCAUUGCAUUGCUCAACGUAUGGGUGUCAUGAAUGCCAAAAUAGCCUUGGUGAAAAUUCUGGCCAAUUUCAAUAUUGAGGAAAUGCCACGCAAAGAAGUUGAAUUUGUAUUUCACUCGGCACCAGUGUUGGUGCCCAAAGAGGGUUUGCGGAUCAAAAUGUCAAAAAGAAUGUCAAUGAAAUAA